Messenger RNA from Spirodela intermedia, 2397 nucleotides. The record is from the annotation of a GenBank genome assembly. NCBI's taxonomy places the organism in Eukaryota, Viridiplantae, Streptophyta, Magnoliopsida, Alismatales, Araceae.
AUGUAUGUGGUUAGGGCAUAUGGAUGGGUAGAUGUAAAAUGAAACUAAAUAAUGAACCUUUGAGAUCACACAUGAAGAGAAGAGAGCUAAUGUUUUCCAAAUGCUGAAUUAGGUUUUAUUUUUUGCUAAUAAGUGGAGAUUUACCAUAGAAGGGUACAUGUCAAAAGAAAAAUACACAUGCCUAAAAUACCUUAACCAAUAAUCUUAUGCAUGAGUCUACUGGUUGAAAGAGUAGAAGGGUUCAGAACUACCCAUUCAAUCAAUAACAUGGUUGAUCCUUUAGGUUCUCUCCAUCUGAUAAUAUUCUCAAAUCUGAAAUCUUAAAGAAUGGACUGUGAUGGAGCACAUGAAUGCUCAUGGAAUCUAGCCAUCAAUAAUAUUUUGUUACAUCCAGCAGUCUAUUAAAUCCCUAGCUCAAUCUCCCGGUAAAAUCUUCCUUGUAGCCUAUCCAUGUGGGAGAAAGAUAUAAGCAAAGUGGAGUCGUUGGACAUCUGAGUAGGCCUUGUAGCAAGAGCAUUCGAUGGAGUUCAUUGAUUCACCUAUUCUAGUGUUCCUAGUUCUAAGCUCACCGAGAAGCCCUGAUAUACUAAUUUAACUCACUGAUAGAAGCUGUAGUCUUUAGCUGGUCGUCCAUUGCUGAAGAUUUCUCUACACACCUCUUAACGACUAAAAUGAGUUUUGAUCUGAUCUCGUUGUCCCUAGGAAUCCCCGAUAAUAGAUAAAGAUAUAGGGAGGAAGAUAAAUUGAACAAUGCCCGAGAGCUAGAGGAUCUCCUCAGUCAUCAUGGCUAUGGUUUUGGCUUCUUGAGAGGCAUUUUCUGUUGCCGUCAGCUAUUAUAUGUGUGAAUACUUGUAACCUGGUGGAUUUGCAUUCACGUAUGCAUCUAUAAAGGUAAGUAAAUGUAAGAAGCUCUUUAUAGAGGAUGAAUGGAAAAAAAUGAUCUGAAAGUUUCAACGACGUAAAUGAAAUACACCAAAUAUUUCAGCUGACUUUUGGUUUUUAAUUGUCUUCUAGAACAAGCCAAAAGCCUCAGCUUUGGACGAGAAUUUUACAUGCAUGAAAAAACAGUUAGAAAUUAAGGUCUUUCCAAUCAGACGAUGAAGUGCCUUGACUUCUAUAUUGAACAGGAGCCUCAGGAUGUUACCUCGUUCACCUUGAGUCAUAGAAAACUUUUUAAUACUGAAUUAAAACACGAAAAUUUUAAUCAAAUUCUCUUCUAUGUUACAAAAAUCAGUAUUGGAAGAAUUUCUCCUAAAACAUCGGGAUAAUUGAAAUCAAUUAAACCCCUAGUCAUUAAAGUGUAAGAACUGUGGAAUUAUAAAGUUGAUGGAUGAUGACGUUUGAUGAGCAAUGUGGGCCUUCAUUUUUCGGGAAACACUAAAGGUUUCAAAGAAAAUAGGACGGGACCACGAAAAGCCCCCGCGCCCAAAACCACUGCAUCCGCCGCAAGGAUCCAGAGAAACGGCGGAAUCAUACGACAGACGAGAACGGACCACGCCGCAAACGACGAAAGUUUCCCACCGUCGCCGUACCCAACUCGCCUUCCAUUUCGUUGGCUAUCUGAUGGUGAUCGAAGGUAAACCAGAGGCAUCACCGAGGGAUCCAGGGAAGCUGGGGCAGAUUCACUGCAGUCCCUCUUCAGAAGAGGAUUGUGAAAGAGCUCUAGAGGCCCCCGGAAAAGUCGUCGCCAACUUCCUCCCAAUCAUAGAAUAUGCCAAAUGACAUCAGACACCAGAAUUAUAUUACUUUGGCAACUACAAUCUUCUGUCAAAAAGAUCAUACGGAGCUGGUGUCUCAAACGUGACAUCGUGCUCUCUCUCUCUCUCUCUCUCUCCCUCCUGUUAUCAUAUAAUACAUAAAACGUCAUACGUAAAGUCAAUGAUAUUUAAAUUAGCAUGCACAGAAGACAAUAUUGAAAGAUAUGGAUAUGGAGCUAUCACAAAUUCCUGUAGUAAUGGAUAUGAUCCUAAAUUUCCUGAUUUUAAUUUAGAUAAGUCAAACAGUCGUAAAAUAUUUGGGACCUACGACUUUGAAACCGUAUUCGGUUCAUACUUCGAUCGGCGCCCACAGAUUCAAUACUUUCUAAGCCUGAAUUCAAUCUAGUCAAAGCAGUGUUGUUCGUCCCCACGAGAAGAGCAACUUCACAAGGGUCAGAAGGUGGUUAUGGAAUUCCAGGCGAUCAGAGGCACACAGAAUCUAUGCCACGGGUAGCGCUAAAAAUAUGAAAUAGAUAAGCGAUUUAUCCAAAUAUUAAAUUACACUAAUAUUAAUUCAUUUAAAUAUUUAAACAUUAUUCGUCGUCAUGGAUCACGUACCUUGAAAGACGAAACUGAGACUUUAUAAUUUGUCUGCAGUCAAUUCAUUCGAGUAAGAUAAUUUAUGCUUAAGGGUAUUUAG